UACUAAUUCGUUAAGAUUGAUGCUUAGCCUAGUACUAGGCUCGUUGCUAAUUCUUGCUAGCUUUCAUCCCGACCUAGGAGUGAAGUUUAGUCCACUAUCCUCGCUCGACCAUGAGCUCACUAAGCUCCUCCCUCCCUGCUAAAGAAGAAGAGGUCGGAUGGACGGAGAAGGAAGAUCUGAACAUUGUCGUGAAAGAAGACGAGGAAGUGAAAGACGAGAAAGAGCCUUUUGGAGUGAAAGAGGAAGAGGGGAUAGAGGCUGUCACCGUGGAAAAAGAGGAGGAGGUAGAAGCUUUCAGAAUCAAAAAGGAGGAAGACGAGGCUAUCACAUUGAAAGAAGAGGAGGAUGUUACCGUGAAAGACGAGAAAGAGCCUUUAGGAGUGAAACACGAAGAUGGGACAGAGGCUGUCACAGUGGAAGAGGAGGAGAAAGAAUCAUUCAGAAUGAAAAGGGAGGAAGAGGCUGUUAUAGUGAAAGAAGAACCUUUUAGAGAGGAAGAGGAGGCUGUUAUAGCGAAAGAAGAACCUUUUGGAGAGGAAGAGGAGGCUGUCACAUUGAAAGAAGAAGAUGAGUAUUUCAUAGUGAAAGAAGAGGAAGGACCUUUUGGAGUGAAAGACGAAGAGGAGACUGGAGAUCUGAUUAACACUACAGGAGAGAGACCAGCCUCUCACCCUGACCGUGGGAAGAGUCCAGACCCAGAGACGACCAAACCAGCAAGACCAUACCACUGUUCCCAGUGUGGAAAGAGAUUUAUUCAGUCAUCGCAUUUGAAAGAACAUGAGAGAAUACACACAGGAGAACAGCCAUUCCAAUGUUCCCAGUGUGGAAAGAGUUUUACAAAUGUAGGGAACCUGAAAACACAUGAGAUGACACACACGGGAGAGAAGCCUUUCCACUGCUCCCAGUGUGGAAAAAGGUUUACCCAGUUAGGGAACCUGAAAACGCAUGAAAUGACACACACAGGUGAGAAGCCUUAUCACUGCUCCCAUUGUGGAAAGAGUUUUAGACACUCAGGACAUCUAAAAGUACAUGAAAGAACACACACUGGAGAGAAGCCAUACCAAUGCUCCCAGUGUGGAAAGGGUUUUGGACACUCAUGGCAUCUUAAAGUACAUGAAAGAACACACACGGGAGAGAAGCCAUAUCAAUGCUCCCAGUGUGGAAAGGGUUUUGGACACUCAGGGCAUCUAAAACUGCAUGAAAGAACACACACGAGAGAAGCCAUAUCAAUGCUCUCACUGUGGAAAGAGAUUUAUCCAGUCAUUGCACCUGAAAGAGCAUAA
Messenger RNA from Oncorhynchus masou masou (cherry salmon), 1283 nucleotides. RefSeq names its product zinc finger protein 239-like. The coding region runs from base 111 to 1283 and encodes 390 amino acids. NCBI's taxonomy places the organism in Eukaryota, Metazoa, Chordata, Actinopteri, Salmoniformes, Salmonidae. The record is from RefSeq and is a predicted model, not a curated record. The transcript has 2 exons.